This is a messenger RNA of Aphidius gifuensis, 3036 nucleotides long. It is a transcript of the gene dap, whose product is annotated as cyclin-dependent kinase inhibitor 1. Gene Ontology annotation, molecular function: cyclin-dependent protein serine/threonine kinase inhibitor activity. The transcript is spliced from 2 exons. The coding region runs from base 1638 to 2348 and encodes 236 amino acids. Gene Ontology annotation, cellular component: nucleus. Gene Ontology annotation, biological process: regulation of cell cycle. Lineage: Eukaryota; Metazoa; Arthropoda; Insecta; Hymenoptera; Braconidae. The record is from RefSeq and is a predicted model, not a curated record.
UUGUCUGCAUCAAAUUGCGCCUAUCUCAGUCGCUAGAGAGCGCUUCGCACGUGCAUUACGCUCGUUCGCGCUCGACAUUUCAAUCAUUUUUCAUAAAAUAAUCUCUGAUAUCAUAACUGCGCAAUAAACGUAAUCAAAAAACUUAAAAAAAAAUAAAACGUAUAUUUUUACAAUUAGUUAAUAUUGCAAUAAUAUUAUUUGUAUUAAUUUACAAAGAGCACGCUGCUCACUGUGAGCUAUACAUUACGCGGGAAGACUUGGAUAUUGUUAUUGGAUAUUGAGAUCACACACUCAUCGUGUCAACUCCGAAAAAAAAAAAAAUAUAUUAAAAAUAUUAUCAACUUCACACAUACAUGAAUAUUUACGCGGGAAUUAACGAAUUUUUAUUACACGCGUGUUUAAUAUUUAUCAAAAAAAUAUAUGUGAUAAAAAGUGUACAAGUGUGAUUGAAAAAAAUAAUAAUUUGAUGAAUCACGUGCUAAAAAAAAAAAUUAUAAAUUAUUUAUAAUAUUUUUCUGUUUUUUUUUUCGUUUUUUUUUUUUGCUAUUGUGAUAUAUAAAAAUAUAUUAUAAAUUUUAAUGAUUUUUGUGCAAUAUAAAAAACAGUCAAUUAUAUAUAAUUUUUUAGUCUAUUGAUUUUUAUAUAAUAAUAAAGUGAAGUUAACUGUUUGGAGUAUAGUGUGUGUUGUUGAGAAUUGAGAUAGUUGGGAACAUCAGCGACUCCCGCUUCAUCACGGCGUCCAAAGAUUCGAAUACCACGUAACCAACCCAUUCGCCUCGACUCGGAAACACGCAAGUGCGUACAACGUUGCCACUUUUAUUAUAAAAAUAUUAAAAAAAUAAAAAAAAUUUAUAAGAUCCCGCGCAACUAAAGCGACGAGUCUUGAAAGUACCAGCGACGAUUUUAACUCUCGCUGUAAUUCCAGUGUUGCCAGGGAAAAAAAAAAAAUACAUUUUUUGGAGUUUAACACUUUUUGGAGUAAAAACAUUGUGACAAAGAACAAAAAAAAAUAAAUAAAUAAAAAUAAACAUUACAGUUACAAAAAAGAAAAAAAAAAGUGUACAAGUUUUUUAAAAAAAAUACACACAGUUUUCAUCUACAAAAAUAAUAAUAAUUAUCAAAAGUAAAAGUUAAAUAAAUAAUAAAAUUAUUUCCGUUCUAAAUAAUAUAUUACAAAAAAAAAUUGUUUUUGUGAGUGGAAGACUUCUCCCGCCAUUCUUUCAAAAGCCAAGUUGAUUCUACUUGGCAACGAUAAAAAAAAAUACAUAUAAAAAGAUAAUAAUAACAAUAAUAAUCAUAAUAAAACAUCGACACAACGUUGCCAGGCGUAAAUCACUGAAACACUGUGUGUUUGUGUUGUGCGUAUAUAUAUUAAAUUAUAUAUUUUUUUUCUUAUUUUACGCAACGGGUAUCUCUCUGACGUUCUGUCUCCACAAAACUGACUGAGACAGAAUAAUAGACAAGCAUACAAAUAGUGUGCUAGUAAAUAAAUAAAAAAAAAACAAAAAAAAAUAGUUGCUACAACGAGUUAUACAAGUUGUGGAGUAAAAACAAAACCAGGACCAAGUCAGAUUGUUUUCAUUUGAUGAAAACAUAAUAAAAAAAAAAAUAAAUAAGUUGGUAAAAUUAAAAAAAAUAUGAGCGCAAGGGUGAUGAACCCGGCGAUGAUGACUGAGAUGAGUAGAAAUAUAGGUGGUGGAGGUGUUGUUGGUGUUGUUGGACGAGCAUCACCAAAUCGUGCUGCAUUAGCUCGUGUCCGACGGGAUUUAUUUGGACCAGUUGAUCAUGCAGCAGCGCGGGCGCUUGCUGAACGUGAAUUAAAAGCACAAUCAAAAAUUGAUUCUGAACGUUGGGAUUUUGAUUUUCGUCUUGAAAUACCAAGUGGUAAUACAAGAUAUGAUUGGCAAAUUAUUGGACCACAAGAAGUUAUACCAGAACCAUAUGCACUAAGAGGUAUGCCAUAUUUACGUAAACAAUGUCCAGAAUCACCAAGAAAAAACAAUAACAAUACAUCACCAAUGAAAAUUAUUAACAAAAGAAAAACAACAUUAACAACAUAUUUAAAUGAUGCAUCAGCGAGUUGUGCUGAAAGAACACCACCACAAGAACCAAGAGUACCACGUGAAAAUACAAAUGCUGAUGAUUUUAUGAUUAAAACAUCUGGUAAAAAAACAUGUACUGUUUUACAAGAACCAACAACACCAGUUUCUACUGUAUCUGCUAGAAAACAAACAAGUAUCACAGACUUUAUGAAGAGCCGCAAACGCACGCUGAAUGGAAAUACUAAAAAAAGUAUUGUAGAACCACCUGAAAAAAUAACUCGCAAUGCGGGUCAAAUACGCAGCUAAAGAUUCAUCAUUAUAUUAAUUUGCGUUUUUUUUUUUUUUUUUUUUUUUUUAUUACUUUUAAAUAUCAUCAUUGUCAUCCCUGAGACUGUGACUACAUAAAUGUGAAAUAUUUUUAAUCAUUUAUCGAAAAAAAAAAAAAAAAAAAAAAUUAAACUAUCUACUUUGUAAUUAUUUUCAUAUUCGAAAAAUGAAAAGUUAAAAAAAAAAUAUAUAUAUCUAUGUAGUAUAUAUAUAAAUCUAUGCGAGCAUUCAAAAAAAAAAAAUUGUUAAUUAAUUUAAAAGGAGAAAAAACAACCGUGACAUUAUUUGAUAUUGUAAAAUAUUAUUUAAUAAUUUUUAAAAAUAAUUAACAAUUAAUAUUUGAAUGCUGCAAAGUCUUUUGGCUGUGCCAUUUUUUUCACGUAGAUUUAUCCACCUAAGACGCGUAGAAAAAAUAAUAAAAAAAAAACUAUUUCGCGUUACGUUUGUCGGUGCCAUUGAGAGUUUAAAACUUUGCCAUGUUUUAAACUUUUUUUUUUUAUAAUAUAAUUUACUGAAUUAUUGGUUUUUUUUGUUUUAAUUUUUUUCACAUCGAUAAACGUCGUCUCGUGACUCGUUGGUGCAAGUUAACAAUAGAUGGGUGAAGGCAAUUGUUGGAAAUGGUAUUUACUUUUGAGGUGGAUAUAACGCGUAAUAAUCAUUGUCCCAA